Molecule: messenger RNA, 1250 nt
Organism: Anolis carolinensis (green anole)
Lineage: Eukaryota; Metazoa; Chordata; Lepidosauria; Squamata; Anolidae
Product: sulfotransferase 1C2A
Exons: 8
Coding region: 156-1073 (305 amino acids)
Biological process (GO): sulfation
Cellular component (GO): cytoplasm
Molecular function (GO): sulfotransferase activity
Source: RefSeq, a predicted model, not a curated record
ACACCCCUUCCUCUGUCAUCAGCACACCCAUUUUGGAAAAGGAACAAAAGUUCAGGAAGGAAUGCAAAGGGCCGAGAGACUGAGAGAGAGAGAAGGCACACAGCAGCAACAGCACAAAGGGACAUUAGAGAUCCUGAAUAGGAAGUGACAGGCUGAUGACUGACCUCCAAUCAAAUAUGGAAAGUUUUGACCCUAGCACUAUCAGAAUUCUGAAACUAGUAACUCUUGAGGGGGUUCCUUUAUUUGAUGACACUGUGGAGCAAUGGGAGACAAUAUGGAACUUCAAAGCUAAACCUGAUGAUCUUCUUAUUUGCACGUAUCCCAAAGCAGGGACCACAUGGAUGCAGGAAAUUGUUGAUAUGAUCCGACAUGGAGGAGACACAGAAAAAUGUGCUCGGGCCCCUAUCUAUGAACGAAUACCCUACAUAGAGCUAUGUGAGCUAAAACCUUUUCCUUCAGGUAUUGAACAAGCGGAAGCACUGCCCUCUCCACGCACACUCAAAAGCCAUCUCCCUGUUCAUCUCCUGCCACCAUCCUUCUUCGAACAAAAUUGCAAGAUCAUUUAUGUGGCCAGGAAUCCCAAAGACCUUGCAGUUUCCUAUUUCCACUUCAUCCGCAUGGACAAGACAAUGGUGCAACCAGAAAACUGGGAUGAGUUCGUUGAGACAUUCAUUGCUGGGACAGUUGCUUAUGGCUCUUGGUUUGAUCAUGUGAAAGACUGGUGGAAGGCUAAGGACCAUCACCAAGUUCUGUACCUUUUCUAUGAAGACAUGAAAGAGGAUCUCGCACGGGAAAUCAAGAAGGUGGCCCAAUUCAUGGAUGUAGAGCUUCCAGAACCAGUUCUGAACCGGAUUGUGAAGCACACAAAGUUUGAGAGCAUGAAAGUAAACCCAGCAGUGAAUUACACAACUGUGCCUGAUUGUUUAAUGGACCAAACUAUCUCACCUUUCAUGAGAAAAGGUAUUGUUGGAGACUGGAAAGAGCAUUUCACAGUGGCUCAAAGUGAACGCCUGGAUGAGAUCUGUACUCAGUUAUUAAAGGAGAGUGGCCUGACCUUCCGCACAGAGUUAUAAGGGCACCUCUGGGUCACUCACCUUCCUCACAAUUCUUGUUGUCAUGUUUUUGGAAAAUGAUGCCAUAAUCUUUUGAGAAAUGGAACCUCCAUAACCUUUUGGAAAAUGGCAUUCUCUGUAACAUUUUGGGAAAACCAGGAAUCUCCCUGAGAAGAAUUAAAAACUUGCUUGAGUCAA